UCUGAAGCAGAGGACGGAAGGCUAUGCAAGAAAGAAAAGGGGGAGGAGCACGACAGGUAGUUGUUGGACAGCUUCUCAGCCUCUCGACUCUUCUGCUGAGAUGAGAGUGAUUCACCACACUCUGCUAUUACUGAAUGGGAUUCUCAUCUCACUCCAAGGUUCAGGGAGUGAACCUCGGAUUCAGAUGACGGGAUACCAUGGAGAGGGAAUCCAGCUUGUGUGUAAAUCCAGUGGAUGGAAUCCUGAGCCAGAGAUCCAGUGGAUCGGUGGGGAUGGAAAUGCAUUAACAGAGGCUCAGACAAAGUUCCACAGAGACUCGGGACUUGUAAAUGUUGAGAGCAGUGUUAGAGUAACGAAGCAAUCAUCAAACAAACUGAAGUGCAUGAUCAGGAGCCAACAUUUGAAAAUAGAACAUACGGCAAUUAUUACAAUAUCAGAUGAUCUCUUCCCUGCUGAUGCUGACUGGGUCCUGCCACUGGUCGUCACCAUUUGCAUUCUAAUUGCUGCUAACUCCACUUGGAUUUAUUGGAAUAUGAAACAAAACAGACGCAUAAAAGAGCUGGAACUUCAGAAAUCCAUCAUAGAAUCUGGACAAUGGAAACCCCUUGUGCAGUCAGAGUGGAAGAGGAUAUGUGGCCAUGAAGUCUCUGUCACCCUGGAUGUGGAAACGGCGAGUCCGGAGCUCGAGGUGUCUGAGGAUCGGAAGAGUGUGAGACGGACCGGGACCGGGACCGGGACCGGGACCCGGAGGGAUCUCCCUGACACCGGGAAGAGGUUCACAGACUGGCCUUGUGUGCUGGGAUCGGAGGGAUUCACCUCAGGGGGACAUUACUGGGAGGUGGAGGUGACGGGGAAUCAGUGGUGGAGGCUGGGAGUCGCCGCAGAGUCUGUGGAUAGGAAGAGAGGGGACAGACGGAGUCCGGAGACCGGAUUCUGGAUAAUCGCGCGGCGUGAUGACGAGAUGUGGGUUCUCACCUCCCCUGAGUCCCGUCUCCCUGCCGGUCCCAUCCCCGGGAGGGUGGGAGUUUAUCUCAGUUACGAGUCCGGGACAGUUUCAUUUUACAAUGUGGAGACCAAGUCCCAUCUCUACACUUUCACUGGGAAUAAAUUCACGGGGAAAUUUUAUUCUUCAUUCGGAAUUGCAUAUAAAAACCAGUGGGUGAGAAUCUGCUCCGGUUCCGCUCCGGGUCUGUAACCAAGUCGGUCCCGGGACCGGCGUCAGGAGUCAGUCGGUGUAAAUAUAAAUGUGCGGAGAGUGAAAUAAACACGAUGUGAAAAUUAUCGAUCCAUUAAUUUUAACUCGUUCACCGCAUCCGUCAACGGAACAGAAACACUGCGGAU
This is a messenger RNA of Hypanus sabinus (Atlantic stingray), 1341 nucleotides long. Its product is annotated as butyrophilin subfamily 1 member A1-like. The transcript is spliced from 8 exons. Gene Ontology annotation, molecular function: protein binding. The coding region runs from base 101 to 1195 and encodes 364 amino acids. The record is from RefSeq and is a predicted model, not a curated record. Lineage: Eukaryota; Metazoa; Chordata; Chondrichthyes; Myliobatiformes; Dasyatidae.